ACAGUUAAUUAUCUGAUGAGCUUGGGAGUGUUUUGAAUGGUAAUAAAUUUGCUAAGCUUACCUGACUCACACUUUGGUAUUUAAUAUUAGAAUACAUAAUAUUCAAGAGAGAUACUAAGACAUUAAAGGAGAGGAGGUGAGCUUGUAUUAUCACCAUCUUAUGAUGGUGAACUACGUAAGUUCAUGGGUUGAAAUACUUCAGGGAACCAAUUGGUAGCUUUGUCCUUUUUCACGUACAGUUAGGAGUUUUAGUUCUUACAUUUCCCUUUGUCUCCUCCCCCCCCACCCCCCUUACUACUACCUAUAAGUUGAUCGCUCUAAGGUUUUAUGUUUUGGUUUACUUGAUACCUAAUAGAUGUUUCAGAAUGUGACUCCACUGUUGUAAACCUCCCUGUUGUUCCUUUUAGAGGUUUUUCUACAGUGGACUUGUAGAUGGGAUACCUAACGAAAAUUAUUAUUUACUGUAUGUCUUGAGAGCCUGCUGUUUGCUAUAUAGCAAUAUGGCUGGUCAUCUGGCCCCAUGAGUGGACUACUUAAAAGGACCAUCAUUAGUGUCUUACUUCCUUCACUUUUUAUUCUGUAGUUGCUGAUUGGUCAUGCCUUUUUUCAAUAUUAGCUGCAUCAGGUGGCUGGUUUCUCUAUCUCUUUUCUUUUGCUUUAAAAAAGUCUUUUCUGUGACUCCCAUCAAACCUUCCAAAGUGCAUUUGAUACCUUGGCUAUCCUAUUGCUUUUCCUGGGGCACAAAGAGUGAAUAAGCAAUGUCUGCUUGGUCCCUGGCCAGGCUGUAGAACCGAGAGAAAGAGGGUCAUGUGCCUUUUGUGUUUAAGUCAUUGUGGGUGGUGAGAGGAAUGAGAAAUAGUCCUUGCCUUAAAAGAAUUUGCAAUUUAAGGAAGGGCACAACAGAAUAUAGUCACAAAUUACAAAAUCUAAGUAGCAGUCUCAUAAAUUUUAGAGAUGACUGUAGGGUUUCAGAUUGAUGUUGAAUUUGGUAUGUUUAAGUGGGAAUGCUUAAUCCACGAUCUGCAUAGAUCUGUGGAGUGAAAUUAAUGCUAUAAUAGGGCAUGUGGCUGUGUAAGGGCUGAGGCAUGCUGUGAAUGAAGUGACUACAUUGGGUGGGAUUGAUAAAAAUGGUUUCUUGAAGGAGGUAUCUAGGUAGCGUUGGGAUACGGGUCCCAUUUUGGUCCGUUCAGGUCCCCACCCCACACAAUAUAUUAUGGGAGAGUCCUUUUUCUUGAACUGUAGGAGUUCCAGGAAGCGCUCGCCCCUGGCCGAGGAUAUGUCCUUGCAAAACACGAGCCCUCCUAGUGAAGAGGGGAUGUCACCCAAAGCCUACCACCGGAAGUGUUUGGUGAUGACUCUGAGAUCUCCAAGGAAUCAUCAGGAGUAAAGAAGCGACGGAUACCGCGUUUUGAGGAGGUGGAAGAGGAGCCUGAAGUGAUCCCUGGGCCUCCCUCAGAGAGUCCUGGCAUGCUGACUAAGCUCCAGAUCAAACAGAUGAUGGAGGCAGCAACACGGCAAAUUGAGGAGAGGAAGAAACAGCUGAGCUUCAUUAGCCCCCCUACACCUCAGCCAAAGACUCCUUCUUCUUCCCAGCCAGAGCGACUUCCAAUUGGCAACACUAUUCAGCCCUCCCAGGCUGCCACUUUCAUGAAUGAUGCCAUUGAGAAGGCGAGGAAAGCAGCUGAACUACAAGCCCGCAUCCAAGCCCAGCUGGCACUGAAGCCAGGGCUCAUUGGCAACGCCAACAUGGUGGGCCUGGCCAAUCUCCACGCCAUGGGCAUUGCUCCCCCGAAGGUGGAGUUAAAAGAUCAAACUAAACCUACACCACUGAUUCUCGACGAGCAAGGUCGCACUGUAGAUGCAACAGGCAAAGAGAUUGAGCUGACACAUCGCAUGCCCACUCUGAAGGCCAAUAUUCGUGCUGUGAAAAGGGAACAGUUCAAACAACAGCUAAAAGAAAAGCCAUCAGAAGACAUGGAGUCUAAUACUUUUUUUGACCCUCGAGUCUCAAUUGCCCCUUCCCAGCGCCAGAGACGCACUUUUAAAUUCCAUGACAAGGGCAAAUUUGAGAAGAUUGCCCAACGAUUACGGACAAAGGCUCAACUGGAGAAGCUGCAGGCAGAGAUCUCACAGGCAGCUCGAAAAACAGGCAUCCAUACUUCCACUAGGCUGGCCCUCAUUGCUCCUAAAAAAGAACUAAAGGAAGGAGAUAUCCCUGAAAUUGAGUGGUGGGACUCUUACAUCAUCCCCAAUGGCUUUGACCUUACAGAGGAAAAUCCCAAGAGAGAAGAUUAUUUUGGAAUCACAAAUCUUGUUGAACAUCCAGCCCAACUCAACCCUCCAGUUGACAAUGACACACCAGUUACUCUGGGGGUAUAUCUUACCAAGAAGGAACAGAAGAAACUUCGAAGGCAAACAAGGAGGGAAGCACAGAAGGAACUACAAGAGAAAGUCAGGCUAGGCCUGAUGCCUCCUCCAGAACCCAAAGUGAGAAUUUCAAAUUUGAUGCGAGUAUUAGGAACAGAAGCUGUUCAAGACCCCACGAAGGUAGAAGCCCAUGUCAGAGCUCAGAUGGCAAAAAGACAGAAAGCGCAUGAAGAGGCCAACGCUGCCCGAAAACUUACAGCAGAACAGAGAAAGGUCAAGAAAAUUAAAAAGCUUAAAGAAGACAUUUCACAGGGGGUACACAUAUCUGUAUAUAGAGUUCGAAAUUUGAGCAACCCAGCCAAGAAGUUCAAGAUUGAGGCCAAUGCUGGGCAACUGUACCUGACAGGGGUGGUGGUACUGCACAAGGAUGUCAACGUGGUAGUAGUGGAAGGGGGCCCCAAGGCCCAGAAGAAAUUUAAGCGUCUUAUGCUGCAUCGGAUAAAGUGGGAUGAACAGACAUCUAACACAAAGGGAGAUGAUGAUGAGGAAUCUGAUGAGGAAGCUGUGAAGAAAACCAACAAAUGUGUACUAGUCUGGGAGGGUACAGCCAAAGACCGGAGCUUUGGGGAGAUGAAGUUCAAACAGUGCCCUACAGAGAACAUGGCUCGAGAGCACUUCAAAAAGCAUGGGGCUGAACACUACUGGGACCUUGCUCUGAGUGAAUCUGUGUUGGAGUCUACCGACUGAAACUACUGCGAGCCCUUGCCUCUCCUUUCCUGCCUUUGUCUCUUCAGUCCUCUUAUUCUACUUCCCAAACCAGUUCCACUUGUGUGUGUGAUUUCAGAACUGUGCCAAGCUGACAUGGGGACAAAGGGAAAAUACCUUAUACCCUUCCCCAGUCAGCCUGGUGCCGCCCUUUAUUCCCCUCAUGUGCAUAUGAUUAAAGAGUUAUUUUUAAA
This is a messenger RNA of Panthera uncia (snow leopard), 3326 nucleotides long. It is a transcript of the gene PRPF3, whose product is annotated as pre-mRNA processing factor 3. NCBI's taxonomy places the organism in Eukaryota, Metazoa, Chordata, Mammalia, Carnivora, Felidae. Gene Ontology annotation, biological process: mRNA splicing, via spliceosome. Gene Ontology annotation, cellular component: U4/U6 x U5 tri-snRNP complex. The record is from RefSeq and is a predicted model, not a curated record. Bases 1468 to 3114 code for a protein of 548 amino acids. The transcript has 14 exons.